Closterium sp. NIES-67 is the source of this 4683-nucleotide messenger RNA. The record is from the annotation of a GenBank genome assembly. Lineage: Eukaryota; Viridiplantae; Streptophyta; Zygnematophyceae; Desmidiales; Closteriaceae.
UCCAUGGCCUCUGCUGUGAGGUACUCCCCCCAUGCCUGCACGCGUGCCAGUGCCUUCAUCUCCUGCACCAGCGCCCUGCCCUCCCCACCCCCCUCGACAGGUGCCCGGCCCUUGCCGGGCUCCAUACCAUGACCCCUGGCAGCUGCCUGCGUUCCCUCCAACCCAGCCUGCCCUCCGUGUCCCCAAACCCUAUCCCCCUUAGGACUUUCUACCCCACCCACUCCCGCCGACAGCCUCCCAAUGCGAGCCUCCAGACUCAACGCAUGGUGGAGUCUCAUUCGGUUCCUCCGUGCCCGCUGUACGAGCUUCACCAAACUGUGAAGCUCCCUGCCCUCCCAUUGUUGCCCAUGGGGCUCCCCCUCUCCGAGGUGUUCCAUGCCAGGUCCAUUCCCACCUUCACCGCCAUCGUCCUCCCAUGCAUCCGAUGCCCCAAAGGCCCGCAUGACCUGACCAACCUCCUCUCUCCACUCGUGCACCUCAAGCACGUCCUCCACCACGCCCAGCUCGCCCACUACAUUGGACUCUGUCUCUAGCCGUUCCGCUCCCUUGAUGCCGAGCUUGUCCCCUUCCUAUCUCAAUCUCACUUGCUCCACGUCCACGCCCACCCACUCCCGCUGAGGGGUUGUGGCCUCUUUGCGGGCGGGCGAGACUUUGGCAUCUGCAGCCGCCCUCCAUGUGCCCCCCCCCUAUCCGGCAGCCUCAGGAAACCCACCGCCUUCCCCACCGGCCAUCCUGGAUGAAGGUGCCACCCCUUCUGGUGUUUGCGGUUCUGCGCCGUCACGGCCACUACUGUGGCCCGCCCCAUGUGGCCUUCCCCCACCAAAGAUGAAGGCUCCUCCGGCCGCUUCCCCUCCAUCCUCAACGUCCCUAUCAUUUGGCGGUACGUCAGCAGGUCGGCGUCUCCGCCACGUCCCCCCUCCAUUCCAAGCCGCACCAGCCAUGCCUGGGAAGCCCUCUCCUGAGGCAGACGGCUGGCCUCCCCCACAUUCCUCGUGCUCUCCAUCCGUCCAGCCGUUCUUGUCUCCUUGUGCUCCCCCCCCCGACCUAAACCCUUCCCAUCUCGCCUCACGAGCUCGUGCAAAGAGGUAGGCCCUUGCUCCAGCAUAGCUGUCCGGAGCAGGCGGUGGGUGGCCCGCUGGACGAGCGCGUGGUGCCGGCGCUGCUUGGAUUGGUACGGGCCCGAAAAGGUAGGCCGCCAUGUCCGGAAAGUUGUGUCUGCAUGCCAACCAGUGCAUUCCAUUUGAAAUCACCCCGGCACUUGACGAGGCGCCAGAAAAAUGCCUUCGCCGCCGGCCCGAACUUCUAAAUGUUCCGCUCUAAGUGCCAGAUGCAAAAGUAAUGCGGAAUGUGGGACCAGCCCCUUGUCUCUAUUACUAAUGAUUGAGCCGUUCUCCCUGACUGCCCACUCCGGAAACGUUUGGAGGAGGUGUUUCAAAAACCACGUCCCAUUGUCCUUCGUUUCUGACCCCACGAGGGCCCAUGCAAGCGGCAAGAACUCCUGGUUCCUGUCCAACGUUACUGCAAUUAGCAGCAUCGCCUUUUGUGCACUGAUCAGGUGCCUGCUGUCUAGCGCGAUGACCGGCCAACACCAACUGAAGCCAACAUGGGAUGCUGAGGGCGAGAUCCAGAUGCGGUAGAAGCAGCCUCCGCUAGUCUCCAAGUCUACGCUCACGUCCAGAUCGAUCACCCUUAAGCGACUCGCAAGCCACGGAAUCUGGCGGAAGGACUCUGGCCAGUUUCAGAAGCGCUCCUCCAUGAUGUAUUCACGCAGCCGCCGUGCCUGCGAGUAAUUGAUCUCCACCCCCCUUGCGCCCUCCAUCAUGCUCUUCAACUGCACGGGUGACACAAAAGGGUCCGCUCGGACCAUGUUGCCAUGAACGCGGAUCAGGACAGAAAGUUUGUUGGCAAUGACAGGUGCGUAGUUCUCCCUCUAGUGGAGUGGGCACGUGUGCGUAUCUGGAUCCAUGAGGAGAGUGAUUCGCCAAAAAUCUCCAUGCUCGAUCCGUGCAUAGGCACAUUGCCACAUGCAAGGUGGAAGCUGACCAUCCGAUGUAGCCUUGCAACCUACAAGCGGACCGUGCUUUCGUUCUGACCACUUUGACGCCGAAGUGAUACACCAACGCGAACGCAAAAACGGCUUCCAGACACGUAUCCCUGUCACUAAAAAGGUUGCCCUCUUCCAAUGGCUUGCUGUCAUUAGGCGUCCCUAUGCGAGGCUCAAAGAGGGGCACUUGAUGCAUUCGUCCUAGGACACGCUGGUAAUCCUCUGACGCCAUUGUGGCACCGACAACUAGGAAACCACAAAAUUUAUGCACAUUACUUACUGCCUAAACCUCCCUUCUGAUGCUAUUGUUAUUGAGCUUUCACAAAUAGAUACUGGUAUACAAGUUUGCAAGUCACAUGGGUGCACAAAAAGGCCAUCAGGGGUCAUGAUCGUAAUCUGAAUGGACAUGUCCUUUCAUGAACACACCGCGUCACCUCACGAAGAUUUCAAAGUCGUGCGCAUGAAUGUCGAGGCAGAUAGAUCUGGCGGGAAAAAGCUACAGGUGACGAGCCGUUUGGAAAUUCGUCAGUUGGCGUGCGAAUCCAACUGUAAAGUACAGUGGCGGAAACAAUUGUCCGUAUGUUUUGCAUUAAUUUGGGUUUUUAGGCGUUAAGAGCACUAUACAUUAAGCCUUAGUAUUUAAUGGUGGUACGAUUAGGGAGGGGCACAUAGUGGAUGUAUUAACAGCACAAAAAUCCAGAAUAGUACAUUGGAUCUAACUGAUAUCCCAGAAGAUAAACAAAUGGUACAUCCGGACAAAUAGUUCCAAGUAGAGAGAGCAAAUUUCAGGACUGCGUUUCUCGUACAUAGCCCACUGACCUUUGGCUUUGAUCACCACCCACACCCUCCUAGGCAUGUUACCUACGAGGUUAGUACAAACUUCGGCAGGGAACGUCUUGCACUCUUCAUGGACCUACCAUUUUGCAUUAGGGGGUGAGCACUAGGAUUAUCGCGAAGAAGUUGGGCGUAGGCAAGAGUAUUGUGGACGAUUUUGGAUUGAAUGGUAUCCCCGAGACUAGCCAUGCUGAGGUGUGGCCAAAGAUGCAAUUAGCCGUUCGGGCCCAUCUUAUCACGGAUCGUUUUUGUCGUAUGGUUGUAGUGUAAAAUCAUGAAUAGAGCAGCCAAAUCUCAUGUACACACCGCGAAACUGAGGGUAAAGUUGCACGGUUGACUAUGAACCCUUGCACCAUUAAAAAAACACUAGGGUCCACGGGCCUAGUCACGGUGCAGCAGUCAUAGAAGCCAUGACUAAUUUGAAAAACUAUCAGGGGCCGGCUGCAAUUCUUGGAGUCGCAUGCUGAGUGGACAAUUUGUGUUCGAAAGCAUCUCCAAUGGCCGCGUGUUUGCCUGGAUUCGCAAAGGCACAACCCUGCAACACCAGCAAAUCAAACAGAUGGUAAACCAUGAGGACAAGAAUCGGUGAUGGUGUGGGGAUGUAUGACAUGUGCGGGGGUGGGGUUCAUAUGCAAGAUUGAUGGGCGCAUGGACAUGCCCCUGUAUGAGGGCAUUUUGCAUGAUGAACUCAAAUCGACCCUCAAUUUCUAUAGCAUUUUCCUCGCUGAUGUCAUUUCGGUGCGGACAAUGACCCCAAGAAUUUGUCAUGCCUAGUGCAGGAAUGACUUGGAGAACAUGAGUAUGUAGCCUUGGAGUGGCAUUCUUUCUCAUCAAACAUUAACCUUUGAGCUUACCUGAAAAGGGAGCUGGCCAAGCAUAAAAGGCCUUCCUCUAUAAUGAUGGAGCUUUAAGACUUGGUCCACGAAGAAUGAAAGAUCCAUGCCGAAUUUUGCUUUAGCCUCAUUGACAGCAUGUCUAGGAGGGUACGGGCAGUGAUCAAGGCCAAAGGUCAAUGGGCUUAGAACUAGAAACGCACUUCUGAAGUUUGCUCUUUCUGCUUGGAAAUAUUUGUCCGGCUGUACCUUUUGUAAAUCUUUUGGGAUAUGAGUUAGAUCCAAUGUACUAUUCUAGAUAGUUGUGCUGUGAAAACAUCCACUAUAUGCCCCUCCCAAAUCGUACCACCAUUAAACAUUAAGGCGUAAUGUACGGUGGUCUUAAAGUUAAAAAACACAAAUUAAUGCAAAACAUGCGGACAAUUGUUUCUGUCACUGUAUCUCAGCACGUGUACUGUGUCAUAACUCAUUCGCUAACCAUUGGGUUAAAAGGGCAUGUUAAUAGUGGGUCAGUGUGCCCAUAGCCCCCCAGGCUUUGCACCUGUGGCCCUUCCCCAAGGAUCUUCUCAAGGGUAAUCCCAGCGGGUCUUUCAACACCCCCCCCCCCCCCCUGUGAUAGGCGGAGGACACGAGCGCCUCUGCAGCGCUAGCACUGGGAAUUGAACCCGAGUCACCAACGCUUUGAUACCAUGUCAGAACUCCGUCACUAACCACUGAGUUAAAAGGGCUUGUUAAUAGUGGAUCUAUGCGCCCAUAGCCCCCCAGGCUCUGCACCUGUGGCCCUUCCUCGAGGAUCUUCUCAAAGGUAACCCCAGCGGGUCUCUCGACAUACUGUACGCUACAGUGACACUGUGCGCACGUUCCCGUUUUGCCAACCACACGGUCCUAAGUGGUUGCGCCAUCCACUUGCCUGAGGGAACCCAUUCCUGCCCGUCCCACUCACCGAAAUUUUAAAAAAUUGCUACACCUACG